Oncorhynchus tshawytscha (Chinook salmon) is the source of this 1840-nucleotide messenger RNA. RefSeq lists its product as uncharacterized. Gene Ontology annotation, biological process: small GTPase-mediated signal transduction; vesicle-mediated transport; protein transport. NCBI's taxonomy places the organism in Eukaryota, Metazoa, Chordata, Actinopteri, Salmoniformes, Salmonidae. Gene Ontology annotation, molecular function: Rab GDP-dissociation inhibitor activity. The transcript is spliced from 11 exons. Gene Ontology annotation, cellular component: cytoplasm. The coding region runs from base 84 to 1421 and encodes 445 amino acids. The record is from RefSeq and is a predicted model, not a curated record.
UGAAUCACACACACAGCCAUACUUAUCCAUACUGGUGCUCAGUAGUAGCAGAGGGACUUGGCCCUGGGCACUGAUCAGUCACCAUGCAGGAGUUUGAUAUCAUAGUGUUGGGUACAGGACUGAAGGAAUGUAUUCUCUCUGGCUUGAUGUCAGUGGGUGGGAAGAAGGUCCUUCACAUUGACCGCAACCCUUACUAUGGUGGAGAGAGUGCCUCUAUCUCCUCCCUAGAAGAGCUAUAUAAGAGGUUUCAGGUUCCAUGUCCAGCUAAGCCAAUGGGACGUGGGAGGGACUGGAAUGUGGACCUUGUUCCCAAAUUUCUACUUGCCAGUGGUCAGCUGGUUAAAAUGCUGGUGUACACCAAGGUAACUCGGUAUCUGGACUUUAAGGUGGUGGAGGGCAGCUAUGUGUACAGGGCUGGUAAAGUCCACAAGGUCCCUUCAACUGAGGCAGAAGCCCUAGCUUCAGAUCUGAUGGGGAUGUUUGACAAGCGCAGGUUCAGGAAGCUUCUUCUGUUCCUUCUGAACUUUGAGGAGAGAGACCCGCGGACCUACCAGGACAUGGACCCCAACAGGACCAGCAUGAGGGAGCUGUUCCGCCACUUUGACCUGGGACCAGACAUCAUGGAGUUCACUGGUCACGCCAUGGCCCUGUACCGCAGUGACGAUUACUUGGACCAGCCGUGCAUCCAGACCAUCAGACGGAUCAAGCUGUAUUCUGAGUCUCUGGCUCGGUAUAACUUCAGUCCGUACCUCUAUCCACUGUAUGGGCUAGGGGAAUUACCUCAGGGCUUUGCCAGGUUAAGUGCAGUGCAUGGAGGAUCCUACAUGUUAAACAGGGGAGUGGAGGAGAUUGUGAUGGACAAGGGCAAAGUGGUAGCAGUGAAAUCUGAGGGAGCGCUGUUCCGCUGUAAACAGCUGAUCUGUGACCCCAGCUACGUGCCCAACCGGGUGAAGAAGGUGGGCCGGGUCAUUCGGGUCAUCUGUUUACUGAAUCAUCCAAUCAAAAACACCCAUGAUGCCAACUCCUGUCAAAUCAUUAUCCCUCAAACACAAGUCCACAGGAAAUCAGAUAUCUAUGUAUGUAUGGUGUCCUACGCUCACAAUGUGGCAUCAGAGGGGAUGUAUAUUGCAAUGGUGAGCACCACUGUAGAGACCAGUAACCCAGAGAAGGAAGUGCAGCCUGGGUUAGAACUACUAGAGCCCAUUCAGCAGAAAUUUGUUUCUAUCAGCAACAUGAUGGUCCCCAUUGACGAUGGAAGGAACAGUCAAAUCUUUGUGUCUCGCUCCUAUGAUGCCACGACACACUUUGAGAUGGAGUGUGAGGACAUCAAGGAUAUGUAUCGCCGCAUCACAGGAUCAGAAUUCAUCUUUGGUGACUUACGCAAAGACUGUGGUGGUGAUGAUGAUGACGACGAGGACUAAGGGACACUAAGUGGAGUUGCUACCAUUUUUGUCUUGAGUGGCUCAGUUGACAGAGCAUAGUCCUUGCAACACCAGGAUCCUGGGUUCAAUUCCCUCUAGGGCGGGCCACCCAUCCAAAAAUGUAUGCACACUCAUGUAUAACAACGUCAGCAAAUAUGACAUUACUAUUAUAUUGCGGCUGUCUAAAAUGUCCUGGUUUUUACUGUUUUUUGAAGCAACCCUUCGAUUCACCUCGUAUCUCCCAAAAUGCCCAGCUUCACAGCUAAUCUAUCAGUCCUAUUUAUCAUGUGCUUUAUGUGGUAGAUGCUCUCGUACUCUGAUGGCAUUGAGACUGGAGAGUGGUAAAGUGAAAUAACUCAGUCGAUUUAAUACCCUGUCUAAUAAACACCACACUUUAUUAGACUGUGGUAAAUGUAAAA